This is a messenger RNA of Sodiomyces alkalinus F11, 405 nucleotides long. RefSeq names its product ribosomal protein L14b/L23e. Gene Ontology annotation, biological process: translation. The annotation marks the transcript as partial. Gene Ontology annotation, molecular function: large ribosomal subunit rRNA binding; structural constituent of ribosome. The record is from RefSeq and is a predicted model, not a curated record. The transcript has 4 exons. NCBI's taxonomy places the organism in Eukaryota, Fungi, Ascomycota, Sordariomycetes, Glomerellales, Plectosphaerellaceae. Gene Ontology annotation, cellular component: ribosome; cytosolic large ribosomal subunit.
CGAGGUGCCCCUGGUGGCAAGCUUAAGAUGACCCUGGGUCUCCCAGUCGGUGCCGUCAUGAACUGCGCCGACAACUCGGGCGCCCGCAACCUCUACAUCAUCUCCGUCAAGGGUAUCGGUGCCCGCCUCAACAGGCUGCCCGCCGGUGGUGUCGGCGACAUGGUCAUGGCCACCGUCAAGAAGGGCAAGCCCGAGCUCCGGAAGAAGGUCCACCCCGCCGUCAUCGUCCGCCAGUCCAAGCCCUGGAAGCGCUUCGAUGGUGUCUUCCUUUACUUCGAGGACAACGCUGGUGUGAUCGUCAACCCCAAGGGUGAGAUGAAGGGCUCCGCCAUUACUGGUCCCGUCGGAAAGGAGGCUGCCGAGCUCUGGCCCCGUAUUGCCAGCAACUCCGGUGUCGUGAUGUAA